Bipolaris maydis ATCC 48331 is the source of this 705-nucleotide messenger RNA. RefSeq lists its product as uncharacterized. Lineage: Eukaryota; Fungi; Ascomycota; Dothideomycetes; Pleosporales; Pleosporaceae. The record is from RefSeq and is a predicted model, not a curated record. Gene Ontology annotation, molecular function: oxidoreductase activity, acting on a sulfur group of donors, disulfide as acceptor.
AUGACUCCGCGUAGCUCCAGCAGCAAGAGCCGCCUGCACAUGGCCGUCACCAUGCUCGUCCUCAGCUUGUUCUGGCUUGCAUCAACAUGGUCCUGCGGCAAUGACCACCACCACGGCCUGGACGCCGAUUCAAAAGUGCCCCUGGACGUGCACAUCAUGUCCAAGUGCCCCGACGCGCGCGACUGCUUAAACAAACUGGUGCUGCCUGCCAUGGCAAACGUAUCUGACAAAGUCGACUUCCGUCUCAGCAUGAUUGGCACCCUGACCGAAGACGACGGUGUGUUAUGCAUGCACGGCCAAACCGAGUGCCUGGGCGACAUCGUGAUGCUCUGUGCCGCAUCCGAGUACCCCGACCCCAAGCUCUACCUAGGCUUCACAAACUGCCUCAUCACCGACUACCCCGAGAUACCCGCCCGCUCGCUCAUUGAAGACUGUGCCUUGGAACACGGUCUCGACUUUGAAGUGCUGAACGAGUGCAUGAGCAGGGAAAACGGCGCGUAUGGCAUGGGCUUGCUGAGGGACAGCGCACAGCAUAGCCGUGAUGUGGGCGUGACGACGAGCUGCACCGUCAGGCUAGACGACAAGGUGAGGUGCGUGGCUGACGGGGGUAGGUUUAAAGACUGCCCCGAUGGUGAUAAGCCUGAGGAUUUGAUUCGGGAUAUCGAGAAGCUUUAUAAAGAGGCGCAGGGCUGGACCGAGUCUUGA